Messenger RNA from Patiria miniata (bat star), 3531 nucleotides. RefSeq lists its product as uncharacterized. The coding region runs from base 96 to 2063 and encodes 655 amino acids. Gene Ontology annotation, molecular function: peptide receptor activity; guanylate cyclase activity. Lineage: Eukaryota; Metazoa; Echinodermata; Asteroidea; Valvatida; Asterinidae. Gene Ontology annotation, biological process: receptor guanylyl cyclase signaling pathway; intracellular signal transduction; cGMP biosynthetic process. The transcript has 11 exons. The record is from RefSeq and is a predicted model, not a curated record.
CUUCAGCCUGUCAUUCGUAAAGAGUUCUUCCACGACAAAGGAUCUUCUCAAAGUACAAUGAUGAAUUAAAGAAAACGUUGCUCUAUCAAGUCAAUAUGGCUUUAGAGAGAGGUCUUUCUGACGAUAGUCUGGUGGAUACUCGCACCAACAACCUUGCAUCAAGCCUUGGUUCUAUGAGUCAGGUGGAUGAAUCCAUACGAGAAGCAAUCCAGGAUACCAAGAGUACCUUGUGCUCUGCUACUCCACUGACACCAGUUGGCAAGAGGAAACAGAUGAUCAAGAUGCUGACUUUGACACUCAUGCCUAUCGUUGUGCUGACUGCACUGGCUAUCUCGGAUUUGAUUGCAACCUUGACUAAAAGUAUCGAUGCUAUCGAGAUAAGACGUAAUGUACGAUUCAGUAGGCAGGUUGGUACCCUUGUUCAUAGUCUCCAGCUAGAGCGGGACAUGACGGCCUUGUACAUCAGUUCUUUGAUGCAGCAGAGGACAACCGGUCCCCAGCGUAAGAUAUUCCUGAUCAACACAUAUCCCAUCACCGACGAAGUACUUGAGAACCUAGACGACUGGCCUGUUGCAGGGACUGUGGCUUACCAGCAAUUUCAAAAUAAGGAGGCAUUUAUGUCAUUCUUGUUCGAGUAUCGUCUGACUCUAGAUAUCCACAACACUACUAUCUAUGAGGUGAUCCACUUCUACACUGAUGCGAUUCAACUGUUCAUCGACUGGUUGUAUGAGAGUGUUGGGAAAUCCGGUGGUCAGGGAUUAUGGGAAACCUUGGUAGCUUACCAACUACUCAUUGUCGGAAUGGAACAGACUGGCAUUGAACGAACAUUGGGGGCGGUGUUCUACACCCAAGGUGGCUUCGAUAAACCAACCGAUUACCGUUGGUACAUGGAAAAAAUGCAGGUUGGCAAGAGCAACAUCUGGGCCUCCCAAAAGUACUCGGAGCUAGUGCGAGAAAUUCUCGAGGGUAAGGUGCAAGAGUUCGAGUAUGACUACGAAGAAAUAAUCAACACCAUGCGCGAAGAAAUCUCGUAUAAUAAUGCUUCCCGGGAACCCUCUUGGCAAGAGGGUACAUGGUGGUUUGAUAACAUGACUAUCUACAUCGACACACUUAAGGAUAUCCAAAGGAGAAUGGCCGAGGUUAUCUUAACAAAGCUGAACAGUGCUGUAACCACAGACAAUGCAGAUCUGGCUGUUAGCAUAUGCAUCAUGGUCAUUGUUGUUAUUAUGUGUGUCAUCAUCAUCAAGGCCGUGGAGUCCCUGACUGCCAACAUGCAAGUGAAUGCUCGUACUCUAGCCGACCAGACCAGAGCCCUCAAUAAAGAACGCAAACGCACUGAUACACUUUUGUAUCAGAUGCUACCCAAGUCAGUGGUUGUCAGCCUAAAACACAACCAGAACGUCAGAGCGGAAAACUUCGCAGAGGCUACAAUUUUGUUUUCUGAUAUCGUAGCAUUUACCCGCAUUUGUUCGGAGAGUAACCCUUUGCAAGUAGUCGAGAUGCUCAACAAUGUGUACACUAACUUUGACAGCCGCAUAGACAAGUACGAUGUGUAUAAGGUGGAGACCAUUGGAGACGCUUACAUGGUAGUAUCAGGUUUGCCACAACGUAAUGGCAACAAGCAUGCUAGUGAGAUAGCGUGCAUGGCAUUGGACUUGCAGAAGUGCAUCGAGGAGUUGGUCAUCCCACAUAAACCUGGUACCAAGAUGACUCUUCGCAUUGGAAUGCAUACAGGUCCUGUGGUUGCUGGCAUUGUCGGCUCCAAGAUGCCCAGGUACUGUCUCUUUGGCGAGACAGUCAAUAUUGCAGCCAAGAUGGAAUCCAACGGACUCCCGAAUCGUAUCCAAGUAAGUGAGGACUGCGCACGUAUCUUAACAAUCAUCAACAGUUUUUGCAUGGCCAAGCGAGGAGAGAUGCUCAUCAAGGGACGUGGUACCAUGACUACCUACUGGCUGCUGGGUUGCGUUAAGGAUGCUGAUAGCAGUAACUUUGAUGCUAAUCGUCAAGGUUUGAAUCUACAUGUACCCGAGUUGCCCAAUCCUGCAAUCGUAGACAACGACUAAUUUUAGCUGACCUUGGUUGACAACCAAAUUGAAUUCGGGAAGAUUACAUCACGGACGUUUAUUGAGUGAAAGAAACAUUAAUAAACUGGUAAGAGAGUAUAAUAACGAAAAUACCUUCGUAUAGGAAUCAAUAUUCAAACAAGUUAUUGAGAAAUUAAUACAACUGUUUACUACAUCAUUAUGUGAAAGUAUGUAAAGUUUAAAUGUGUUUUUUUUUGUGUGUUUAUGGACAUACGUUUACACUCAGUUGACGUUCAAGUAGUUGAUAAUUUAAUAUGAGAAUCCUCACUACCGAGAUACACGUAAGUAAUUAAUAAGAACAAUGCACCAAUUAAUGUUGAAUGGCAGUAGUAUAUGCACAUGUAAAUGUUUGUACUCGUUGUUUGUACUAUCAAUUACACUUAUGUUACGUAGAAAAGCACGCGUAAUUUCAAGUUCUGAAAAUAUUGAGGAAUAGGUGCGAUCUACAGUAAAGUGCACCACCUAUAAUGCUUAAUAUCAUUUUCAUUUUCUGUUCAUUUUUUGGGGGUUGACCGAUGACCUUUGGCUAAUUUUCCCACUAAAGAUGACAGUGCCUGUAAAGCAGUCCUGACGUCCUUCGCCAUAUUGAACAUGUCCCAUCCACUCAUUUGUACAACCUGCAGAGCAAUUUAAGUUAAAUUCCGGAUCAGACCUUGGACCAACAUCACUUGCUACAAACCCUCAAGACCAAAAUUGUUUUGGAUUUGGGCAAUUUUGGGCCUCUUUACAGGUUGGCAACCAUGAGUGACAUUUCACUAAGGUAUAUCGGGUCACUCUGGUUUCAGAAUUUCUGUCCCAGCGUUCACGCGUCUCUUGUGUACGUUUUGCAAAACAUAUGUGACUGGAAUAACGACUAGCGCUCUGACGUGCUCGACUUUUGAGGACCACAAUUAAUUUGUACCCAGAAAUUCCUUCGCGCGAUAAUUACGUGAAAACCACAAUUUUCAAGGUGUAUGUGAACGUUUAAUAUGCACCUUCUUUUAGCGAUGUUUCCAUCUGUUUUCAUUAGAAACGCGUUUUAAGACGAACUUGAAAUUAGACACAUUCCAGAUAAGUGUUUCUGUAAUAGUGUAACACGCGUCGCCAGUCAGCCUCAAUCCCUGCUCAUGGUCUGCUCAGAUGGCGUAAUGGCCAGUGUUGGAGUCGAGUCCUCAAAUCUGAGUACAGAGUACUCCGAAUACUUUAGGGGCCGAGUCCAGGGCCGAGUCCAAGAAUACUGUGACGAGUUCGAGUCCAAAGCACCGAGCCUAAGGAACGAGUACAUUCAAGGCCGAGUACUGCAUGGGCCGAGUCGGAGUACCUAGUCCGAGUCCGAGUACAAUACCAAAAGAGUACAAAAAAAAUAAAUAAUUAAAUUAAAUAAAAACAAACACAACAUGCAAUCCAAUCUUCUUUUCCAAGUCGUUAAAGGGAAUGUACAACAUUUGCUUUUGCUGUAAUUUUCAGA